Messenger RNA from Tarenaya hassleriana, 336 nucleotides. RefSeq lists its product as uncharacterized. The transcript has a single exon. The coding region runs from base 1 to 336 and encodes 111 amino acids. The record is from RefSeq and is a predicted model, not a curated record. NCBI's taxonomy places the organism in Eukaryota, Viridiplantae, Streptophyta, Magnoliopsida, Brassicales, Cleomaceae.
AUGAAUGUCUCCGACAUGAAAUGCGAUAUUUCCGAGCUCAAAGGGGAUAACUAUAAGGUGUGGAAAGAAAGAAUCCUACUUCAUUUGGGGUGGAUGGACAUUGACUAUGCUAUUCAGAAAGACGAACCGCCUCCGAUUACUGAGGAGAGUGAGCUUGAGGAGAUUGAACUUUAUGAAAGGUGGGAGCGAUCUAAUCGCCUCAGCGUUAUGUUCAUAAAGACAAACAUCUCAUCUGGCAUUCGGGGCUUGAUCGAGCAGUAUGACAAUGUCCGUAUGCUACUGAAGGCUAUUGAUGAACAAUUUGAGUCUUCAGAUAAGGCAUUGCGAGCACCCUGA